ACAGGGUUUCUCCGUAGCUUUUGGUUCCUGUCCUGGAACUAGCUCUUGUAAACCAGGCUGGCCUCGAACUCACAGAGAUCUGCCUGCCUCUGCCUCCCGAGUGCUGGGAUUAAAGGUGUGUGCCACCACUGCCUGGCUAGACACUGUUCUUAUAGGACCCCUGGCAGGGUAGCUCUCAGUCAGUGAUGGCCACACUGACCUAUUUUGCAAUAAUUAUUAUCCCUAAACAUAAAUGUGUUCUAGGUGUUCCAGGCAGGGGAGAUGGCUCAGUAGGCAAAUCCUUCAAGCCUGAGUUUGAUCCCUAUGACCCCCAUGGUGGAAUAAGAGAAUAGACUCCCACAAGUUAUCGUCCUACCUCCAUAUAAAUAAACAAACAAACAAACAAGUAAUUGAAACAGGGCGCAAGAAUAGGAUACGUUUUUUUUCUUGAUUUCCCAGGCAUCCGUCAGCCGCCAGAGGGAGCUGUGUCCUUAGCCAACACCCAGGCCUUUGCAGGGCCUCUAUCCUCCUCUCCUGUCUUCGGGAGAGUGUGGGCCCCUAGCCACCCAGUAGGUGUCCCUGUCAGGGUCACGGCCCCUGCACACUGUGGGCCUUUGGUACUCAGAGCCCACUGCUAUGGCGUACAGGGGUGGGAGUCUAUGCUGGACAGCCUCAGACUGGAGGGCGAAGAAGGGUGUGUCUGUGUGGGUGUCGAGGGCUGGAGAGAACUCAGCCCGGAACCAUCCAUCAUCCGGAUGGAGGACUGGUCCUCAGCACAGCAACCUCCAUCCCCGACUCUGAGCAAGGGCUGCACGGCCUUGGCUUGCAGGGGCAUGUGGGCCCUGUGUGUUGCUCCACCCUGCCCUGUAAUUGCCUGUUUAUCCGAGUCUCCCCUCUAGAGGUGAGCUCCCCAGAGGCAGAGCUGGCCCAGUCUGCCCCUUCUUGCUGAGUCUGGUGUGAUGAGCAAAGGUUGGGGAACAGAGGGCUGCCCCACCUUAAACCCAGGACAGCCCUGUGACUCUGAAGCUGACCUUGCUGUCCAUUUCCCGCGGGUCCCUUGAUGGACUGGAACCUAACCAGGUCUGGCAAUGCAUUGCCAAGGCAGAUCCUCACCUUGCUGUUUCAAUGACUUGGCCUCGAGGCUCUGCUCCCCAUCUAGCUGAUGGAGAAGGUGGCGUGCUUCUCAUCAGUGUGGAACCGCCACCUUCUGCAGGACCGAGACCCCGACCCUGGUGGCCUCCCAGGCUGACCUCCAGGAGUUUGGCGGUGGGGGAGGCUGGGCCAGGGUUGGAUGCGCUAGGCUGAUUGCGGUCCACCUCCGGGAGCUGCUGUGCUGACAGGUCCCUGGUUCAUGCGCGGAGGCCCUGGGGAGCUCAUUACCGUGCCUUACAUCCCCUGCGGUCCCCACUGACUGGUCCCUGUUUGUUGUCACCCUCUUGUUCUGUCCUGUUGCCCCGCAGAGCCUCCCUGACCUUCGUCUGUUUUUUCCCCUGGAAGAGCAGCAGGGGGAGUUGUGCCCCAAACCCCGCCCACCUCUACCCAAACCCCGCCCACCUCUACUCUCCCAGUGCUGAGAACCAGAUGCUGAUGUUCCUUGCCUGGGGGCACUCCUGCCCUUCCUCUAGGAAGCCGUUCCUUUCUUACAAGACCUCAGGGUGGUCUGGGGCUGAUGGGCACAGGAUUCCAAGCCUGUAAGGCUGAGUCUGUUCUGGUUGCUAGUCACUGACGUUGGCUUCCGUGUCAGCCUGGCUUUCCGGGCCCCGUAGACAAAUGCUGGGCAUUUAGGAGUGCCCUUGCUUACACAGCUUCUCUCCCACCCUUCCCUCGUGCGUCCCACCCAAUCAUCUGCUCCACAGGGCUCCCUCUCAUGUGGGUCAGUAUGGCCUCCUCUAGCUCAGGAGUUUGUUCCCUAAGUCAGACGGUGGGUCUGAGGUGACCAGGCUCCCUGAACCCACAAGUAGGAUAUGGUUAGGUUAAAUACUUGUCACGGGGCUCAGCUUAGGUCAGAUCCAAGGUUCUUUGGGAGGUGGCCUCGCAUGGGCCUGCUGCCUGCUCUUAGCUGCCCAGGACCCAGGGGCAGUAAAGACAGAAGUGGCCAUCAUGCAAAGCAAGAGUGUUGGGGCAGCGAGUGAGGCAGGGGUUGUUAGUCCUGGGCAGUGCUGGGCAGAGCAGAAGGUGCUGGGACCAGGCAAAUUUUGUUGCCAGUUUAAAUGUUUCCCAGUUUUCCCGGAUUGCAGCGGGGAGACCUUGCAUUCAAGGCCCACCUGGGCUAUUCAUUAAACCCUGUCUCAGCAACAAUGAAACAACAACAAUGAUAAACCGAAUGUCUCCCACUCUGUCCCAGCCCAUGCCUCAGUUAUGAAUCAGUUCAUUAGGAAGUGAUGAAUGGGGGCGGUGGAGAGAUGGCCCAGUGGUUAGGAGCCCUGCCUGCUCUUCUGGAGGACCUGGGUUCCAAUCCCAGGCGUGGCAGCUGACAACUGUGUGUACCUCCGUGAUCCAUCACCCUCACACAGACAUACAGGCCAAGCACCAAUGCAGAUAAAAUUUUAAAAAUUGAAAAAAGUAAGUAAUAAAUGGAGGACUUAGCCGUGUCCCGGGUACACUGUAUGUUCUGGGGACUGAACAUGUGAAAGGCACAGGAGGACUUAGCCGUGUCCUAUGUAUACUGUAUGUUCUGGGGACUGAACAUAUGAAAUGCCCGUAAGGCCCACGCUCCUUUCUCCACCCAGAGGCAGCCGUGUUAGGGUCUCCUCAUCCUCUUCUCUGCUGGGGCUGAGGAGGUUGUCUGGGGUGCUCCCUUUGUUUUCUGCAGCCACAGGGGCCCCUUCAGAGCGGCCUUUCUCUCCUGCGUCCACCUCCUUCCCUCUCUGGCCACAAACAUGUAUCACACAGUUCUUUGCUGGCUCCUCCCGCCUGCCCGUCUGUGGGUCCCCAAUUACAGCUGUCAUAGCUUCCUUCACCCCUGACUGCCUGCAAGGUGCACCCUCCUCCCCACAGCAGACCAGCCCGCUCUAGCGGUUCUGUGGCCCUGGGUCCCCACCCCCACCCCGCCUUCCUCCGGGAUGUAGAAGCCUGAGUGUGUCUGUACAGAUGCCAGCUUCCUCAGCCUCAGCCUCUGGCACGCUGUCCUUGCCAGCCCUCUGAUUUCUCAGCCUUUCUGGACAUCGUUAGGUCUGUGAGGUUAACACCUGCCCUCUGCCCUCGGCCCCGACACUCUGGCGUCAGCUCUGUCCGUCCUCACCUUCAGCCACUUGUUACUGAACCCACAGCUUCCCUGGUGUGCUGAGACCGGUCUCUACCUCGCCUUCUAGGCUUCUAGGUCACCUUUUGUCGUUGCCAUUCAUUCAUUCAUUCAUUCAUUCAUUCAUUCAGCGUUCAGCAUUCCUGCCAUUCACUUAGCUUCCGGAACAUCCCCUGAGCACGGAAGCCAUGUUCUCACUUACAGAGAUGAACAAGACAGACAUGGCCCUGCCAGGGUGUCCAGUCCAGGGGAGACACAAAACAAACAAAAUCAGGGCUGGGAUCCAGUUCAGUGGGCAGGCACCGGCCAGCCCCGGGCAAAGCUCGCGUUCACACCCCCACUCAUGCACGUUGGCUCACAUACCUCACACUUUCUCUUGUUCACACGCAUGCACGCACACUCUUUCAAGCACUGACGCAAACACAAAUACGAACUGGGCUUGCCGUGUGGCUUUGUGGGUAAAGGUGCUUGCCAACUAACAAUCGGGGUUCAAUCCUGGAACCCAUAUGGUGGGUGGAGAGAACCAGCUCCUUCAAAUUGUCCCUGACCUCCAUAUAUGACCUAUGGCAUUUACACACACACACACACACACACAUGCACGCACACACACACACCUGCACGCAUGAUGCAUACACAAAUGGAAUGAAAAUAAUUUAAGGUCAGAAUGUCACUCUGGAAGCGCAGAAGGCCUUCCUCUUCAGAGAGGAAGUUGAAGCCCCUCACUCUGUACCUCUCAGCCAUAUCGCCCUGAAGGCUGGCGAGCGAGCAGGCAGCUUGAUUCAGCUCUUACCAUACUGGUUUCUGGGAUUGCUGCUGGUGGCCCCAGUUUGUUUUUCCCAGUGCUGGGAACUGAAUACAGGGUCUGUCCGUGCUAGGCAAGGGCUCUGUCAAGGAUACCCUGGACGCCUCCUCCUUCAUCCUAAGAUCCCCAAUGGCGAGGCUGAGGCAGGAGGAUUGUGAGGUUGACCCACUGAGAUCCUGUCUUCAAGUAAAAGGAUCAGAUUUAGGGGCUGUAGUUCGGUGAAAGAAGCUUUGGGUUCAGUUCCCUGUAUUGCCGGAAAAAAAAAAAAAAAACAACCCAAAUGAAAAGCACUUGCCGUGAUGGCUCACACCUGUGAACCCAGCACUUGGGAGACCCAAGCAGGAGGAUUGCUGGGAGUUUGAGGGCAGCCUGGAUAGCUACACGGUGAGACCUUGUCUCAAAGACAAAUAAGCAAUCAAGCAAACAUAACAAGUGAGCUGUGCUAAUUAUCAACCCGCUGGUUCACUUGGCCUCCAUCUAGCCAUGCAGUGUGCUUCUGUCCCCUAAACCCUUCUGAUCAUUUCCAGUUACGACACCUUGCCCCCCCCCCGCCCGCCUCUUUCCUGUGUGUGGCAUCCUGUAACAACCACAUCUCUCUAUCGCCACUGCCCAGACACACUUCCGUCUCCAGACACACCAUCUGUCCGCACACACUGGCUGGGCUCUGCCUCCGAUUGCUCCCUGGCCUGGGGAAGGUGUCUCCUAGGGGAGGCAGAGGAUCAGUGUAGGCGGUAGGCCUGGUGGGAUUCGGGUGGAAGUGAGAGCCGGGCCUGUGGCUAUGUGGCGUAGUAUGUGGUAAGAUGGAUUGAACCACGGCUUCCAGGAGCAGAGCCAGGCAGCUGUCUGGCAGGUGAUUUGGGAUUUGAGAGUUGCAGGUUCAGCCGGGUUGGGUCCUAGUGAUGCUAAAGGAGAGGAGGACGCCCAGGGCAUUUGGGAAGCAGAAUUGACAGGACUUGGCAGGUGGCUCAGAGAGAACGAAGAGAGGAUGAGGCACCGGUGGCCCCAAGCUGGCCAGGAAACCAGUGACGGACAGGUUCACCUUGGUGCUGCCCUGUCCCCUUUCCCGAGUUACCUCCCUGUGUCUGUACCCCUCACUUCUCUCCCAACAGCCCCAUGCAGCGCUCCCUCCUUCACAAACAAGCAAGCCUCCGGCUUGUUGCUCCUACUGUAGUCAAGGUGAUUGCCACAGCAGUUGACAUCAGUGCUCCGGUCCCUAAGGAGCCUGUCACCCUCCAGCCUGCCUACGGCACGGCGGCGUUACCACCUCUGCAAGGAGCAGAAAGGAGGAGGCAGCUGGACACACACUCCCCUCUGCGUCCCCAUUCUGAGAACUGGGUGGGGCCAGAAAGGGCCCGUGGCCAAAAAGGAGAGGCUGGGAAGGGAGGCGGGCCUUCAGGGGGCCUCCUCUCUUGGCACCUGAGGCUCCAACCCACUUGGUUCCCUGACAUCGGCGGGAGAGGCGGCAGUGGCAACACCUGUAGCGUCUGGGCCAUGGCAGAGGACGGGCCACCGAAGCAGCAGCUGGACAUGCCUCUGGUUCUAGACCAGGACCUGACCAAGCAGAUGCGACUCCGAGUCGAGAGCCUGAAACAGCGUGGGGAGAAGCGGCAGGAUGGCGAGAAGCUGCUCCGGCCGGCCGAAUCUGUGUACCGUCUCGACUUCAUCCAGCAACAGAAGCUGCAGUUUGACCGCUGGGAUGUGGUCCUGGAUAAGCCGGGCAAGGUCACCAUCACGGGCACCUCGCAGAACUGGACGCCUGACCUCACCAACCUCAUGACACGCCAGCUGCUGGACCCUGCUGCCAUCUUCUGGCGCAAGGAAGACUCCGACGUCAUGGAUUGGAAUGAGGCCGAUGCCCUGGAGUUUGGGGAGCGCCUGUCUGACCUGGCCAAAAUCCGCAAGGUCAUGUAUUUCCUUAUUACCUUCGGCGAGGGCGUGGAGCCCGCCAACCUCAAGGCCUCUGUGGUGUUCAACCAGCUCUGACGACAGCCCUGGCUACCCUGCCUCUGGCCCACAAUUCCCUCUUGCCCGAACCUCCUGCCACAUGUAUAUUUUGGGGACAUUCUUCUAACUGCUCCUUCUGUGCUUGGCUUGGCUAGAGGUCCCCUGAGUCCUACGUGGCCCCCUUUCCUGGUGCUAGUACUGCGGCUCACAGGGAUGACCCAUGGCUCCGUAGUCUAGACGCUGGACACUGCUACUGUAGACAAUAAACGCCUUUUGGGUUCGUGUGGCCAGAUGGAUGGACUUCUUGGGCACCUGCCAUCUCUGCUUCAUUGUGGUGGACAGAGAGGGACUGAGAGGCCAAAAGGCUAACCAAGAGAUCCAAAUAACCAACCACUGGAUUUCCUACAGGGGUGGAAGACUGAGACGUGACAGGAACUGCCUUCUGGGGAACCUGGCAAGAAGGCAUUUGCCUGCCGGCUAAAGCUGGCACCAGGAGAUGGAUGCCCAGUGGCACUCUGGCGGCGGGAAGGUGCUUUUUCCAGUGUCAACACCAGCCUGCUGUGACCUUAAGGGCUUCCAGACACUGGGCAGGAUGACGGCAGGGCUUGGUCUGUCUGGCAGAGGGUGGCUGGCUUUGCAGGUCUCACCCGGGUUGCUGUGGAGAAGGGAAAGAGGAUGUAGAAGCUGACCCAGCUCUAACUACCCACACAUAUGUAUAUGUUGAGAGAUAGCAUGCUAUGUUUGUAUGGAUGUGUGCCCGAGGGCUAACACUAGUCAGGAAUAAGGCUGACUUUAGCUUAGUUGUUGAGCAGUUGGUACUAGGUCCUGGGCUUGGUGGAGUUGACCCUGUCUGCGUCCUCCUUGGUGCAGGGCUUCCUGAACUGGGAGACUAAGGCUCAAAUGGGGAAGCAGAGAACUGAGUUGGGGGGUCCAGGGCUCUGAGCCAGAAACACUGAUGUCCCCAGUAGGACGGCUGGCCUUUGCAGGUCUCUGAUCAGGAACACAGGUGCUGUGUCCUGCUGUAAUUUCUCUGGGCGUUUACUGGGGGUUCUACCAGAGUGGAGGCACAUGGGUAAGGCUUUGGGGCAGCUAUGAUGUCUGAUGUCUGAAGUGGGUUGAAUACCUCCAGGUGUGAUGUCUAAUACUGGACUGGCUUCAGAGGCUAUCCAGGUAAACCCACUCCCCAAACUGGCAGGGAAACAGAGGCACUGGUAUCGGCAGACUCCGUCCUGCCCCAAGCCUCAUUUCCUCCACCCUGUGCAUGCCGAGAGCCUCCUUUUAAGGAGAAGCCUCACCUGCCACCUGGCAUCAGUCAGAGGCACCUCAGUGGUGCCACCCACUCUGCCUCAAGGCUGCCUCAUCUGAGAUGCCAAUGCAUGGAGAUCUGAAGGUAGGAUCCGUCCAGUGGGUGGAUUGCCAGGAGCGCAAGCUCCAGCUCAGGGUCGGGAUUCUGGAGGCAGGAGAUAGGCUGUGUUGCUGGCUCUGGUGGCUAUUGCUUGCAGAAGCACCUGCUAGUGCCUUCUAGACGCUGCUGACUCUAGGGAGCCAUACCUAGACAGGGGCCCCACCUUUCUGACCUCUCCCUACAGCUCUCAAGACCCCCUUGGUUCACGCUGCCUGUCCCCCAAUUCUGUCUCACCCCGUAUUCCCUGUGGGGGGCUUGAGUGUCUCUGCCCUGCUUGUCACAUGUCCCCAAAUAAAGACUUCAUGCCCUCACUUCUGCAGUAUGGUGUGCCUCUGUGAUGUGGUUUGUAUCUCUUGCUGCAAGCCCACAUCAGAAGCAUUCCCUGUGGGGACCUCGCAGUUAUGAGGAACUCCAUCCUGCCAACCUUCAGGAUGAUUGAGCAGUGAGGUCCCAUGUCAGGAUGGGGUUUCAUCUGUCUUAGGUCUCCUGGCUGCCCUGCAGGG
Messenger RNA from Alexandromys fortis (reed vole), 7874 nucleotides. RefSeq names its product olfactory marker protein (gene Omp). Gene Ontology annotation, biological process: signal transduction; sensory perception of smell. The coding region runs from base 5136 to 6005 and encodes 289 amino acids. The record is from RefSeq and is a predicted model, not a curated record. The transcript has a single exon. Gene Ontology annotation, cellular component: axon; nucleus; cytosol. Lineage: Eukaryota; Metazoa; Chordata; Mammalia; Rodentia; Cricetidae.